AUGUCCUCCGAUGCGGCAACAUUACCAUCUCCACCAAGUAUGCCACCGUGGAAGGACACUCAACGUCCUUACUCGGUGGGAGACACCAUGCAUUCCAGUGGCUACGGAAGUAGGCCAGUCUCAUAUUCAAAGGGCUCACUGGCCAACCCGCGACGGCCUCGAUUCCCCAAUAUCAAAGACCUGCAGGAUCAGGCUGCUGCAUUACAUGUGAACGACACAACACCGCUCGCUGUGCUCUUACUUACCGCCGCCGAGGCAAUUGACAAGGCCAGGAACCUUGUGGAAGACUAUCCCGACAAAGCUUACGUCCACUACCUCCGGGCCUCUGAGAUCACUAUCAACUUGAUUCCUCAUCACUUGGACUAUCGAACGACGGCCAUCCAGCGUCCUGACUGGUAUAAGGAGUUCGCCGAUCUGAUGAAGGCAGUACGCGCCAAACAGGGCACUAUGGAUGCGAUCAAGAAGGCAAUCAUCGAGGAUAACCUAGCCAGCAACAUGCAGCCGACCGGCUCGUUUGGAUCUCAUUCACCGGAAUUACAAUAUGCCGUCCCAAGAGGCCGCGAGAAUCGAGGAUCAGGAACGGACUCGGUCAGAAUGCCAAGUCCAACGCAGUAUCAGAGGAUGCCUGACCCCAAUGUACAUUCACCACCGUCCUCUGUCACAUCAGAUGAUGUUCUCGCGCAACGUUUUGCGAAACUUAAGGCGUCACCACCUGCAAACCAAUAUGAGAUGGGACUAAAUGCAGGUGGGCCGAGGAGUCCGACGAUGGGAUCUGCAGCGCAGACCCCACUUCAUCCGUCAAAUGUAUCUUCGGGUGCGCACGACUCUCCACCGCCAAGGCGACCCAUGGGACCUCGCGGGAUGGGUUCCUCGUCCAAUGUACCCACAAUACCACCCAAAGUUCCCCUCAACACGACGCUUCCACGAGCUCCUGAUCCAGCCUACAGUCCUAUCUUUACGGCACCCCCAAAGUCCACAUCAAAUCCUCCGAGGUCGUCAUCAGACAGCACACGCUCAGGAAAUCCAAGAUAUUCGCAAUACAGCAACUCACCUCGUGUCAGUCCGAAUCGAGGGGAAACACGGAGCAGCUCACCCGACUUGCCGUACAGUACAACUAUCUCUGCUCAAAGCCUGUUGGAAAACUUGCGCAAGUAUAACAUACUUCUCAUUGAUGUUCGGCCACGAGACCAGUACGACAACGGACAUGUAUAUGCGAAAUCCAUCAUUUGCAUAGAACCUGUGGUACUGAAGGAGAAUGUCUCUGCGGAAGAGCUUGAAGAGCGACUGGUGGUUUCGCCAGAGCACGAGCAGGUUCUGUUCGAAAAACGGAAUGAAUACGACCUUGUGGUCUAUUAUGACCAAAGCGCAAGUUCCGUGAGUUAUCUCGCCGGCUCACCAGUUGGAACAUCUGCUCCCCACCUGAGGGCGCUUCAUGAUACUCUCUAUGAGUUCAAUGCAUACAAGCCUCUCAAAGCCGGUCGGCCUCCUGCUCUUCUGCUGGGUGGAUUAGAUGCCUGGGUCGAUCUUCUUGGGCAACAUUCGCUCGCUACAUCUUCCACCGCUGCUGUCAUGAGCUCUCUGCAGGCCAGAAAGCCAGUCUCAAGACCUGGUCGACCCCUAGGUCGAGUACCCACCAUGGUCAGUGCGAAUUCAAGUCUUGAAAUUCGAAAGAGACGACUGCGCGAGUUCACCCCUCUAAACUCGAAGGAGUUAUCAGAAUGGAUGGAAAAAUCCAAGACCGAGGAGAUUGAUACAAGCAAUUAUGAUGAGGAAGACGAGGAGCCGGAGGCGACUUCUCAAGAGCCCACCACUCCGUAUGUCCAUACUUACGAGGCAUUCUUCCGACGAUUCCCAGAAGCCCAUGAUGUACAGCAGUCCAUGACCCACCCAGAUUCACGUCCUCCCCCUCCGCCUGUCCACCCUCAUACCCAGUCCCAACCCAAACCCCAGUAUCAAUCACAGUCUCAUGUCCCAGACUAUGCUGUACAAAUGCCCGUUGUUCCAUCUCGACCGCGCCCAGCGGUCGCUCGCCCGAGUUACAGUGGUGUCUCUGAUGGCCGGCAGAGUCAACCACAUCUAGAGCGUCAGAAUUCGGCAAACAGAACGGCGCUCUAUGCCCCCACAUCUCGUCUAGAUCGCAUGAAGCUUCCCCGGACUGGUUUGACCAAUUUUGGUGUCACAUGCUACAUGAAUUCCACUAUUCAAUGUCUCAGCGCAACGAUCGCGAUGAGUCGAUUUUUCAUCGACAAUCGGUUCCGCUACUAUGUACAGAAGAACUGGAAGGGAUCGCAAGGCGUCAUGCCUGGAUUAUAUGCAAACCUGACUCGAUCGUUAUGGAAAAAUGAUGUGGAAGUCAUCAUGCCAACCUCCUUCCGCAAUUUCUGCGGGCGCCUGAAUCGCGAAUGGGCCAUCGACCGCCAGCAAGAUGCCAAGGAAUUCUUUGACUUCCUAGUUGAUUGUCUCCACGAAGAUCUCAACGUCAAUUGGCAGCGGACACCGCUACGGCCGCUGACGUUCUCAGAGGAGAUGCAACGAGAACGGAUGCCGAUGACUCGAGUGUCCCGCAUCGAGUGGGAUCGAUACCGCCACCGUGAAGAGUCUUUCAUCUCAUCACUUUUUGCCGGACAACAUGCCAGUCGAUUACGCUGCACCACCUGUCGACAAACGUCGACGACUUACGAGGCAUUCUACAGUAUCAGUGUAGAGAUCCCACCGACAGGCACUGGUGAUAUCUACCAAUGCCUCCGCAGCUACUGCCAGGAGGAGAUGCUCAGCGGCGACGAAGUGUGGAAAUGUCCUCACUGCAAAUGCAAGCGAAUGGCCACCAAGCAGAUCAUCAUCACUCGCGCGCCUCAGAUCCUCGUCGUCCAUUUCAAACGAUUCUCCGCAUCCAAGACCCAAAGCGCGCGAAAGAUCCACACCCCGAUCGAGUUCCCACUCCACGGACUCCGGAUGGACGAUUUCGUGAUUUCGCACCCGGCUCCCCCGGAGUCUGGGGCGGUGGGGGCGACUAUCCCGCCUUUUACCUACGACGCAUUUGCGGUUCUCCGGCAUCUCGGCUCUUCCAUGGGUAGCGGGCACUACGUCUCGUUGGUCCGAGAUGCGGAGCGGUGGCGGAAAUUCGAUGAUGAGCGGGCCACCGACUUCAACCCCCGGGAUCUGCGAUCGCGUGACCGGUUACAGAAUGAGCAGGCGUAUAUUGUGUUUUAUGAGCGAGUUCCAGCGAAAUAA
Molecule: messenger RNA, 3231 nt
Organism: Penicillium brevicompactum
Lineage: Eukaryota; Fungi; Ascomycota; Eurotiomycetes; Eurotiales; Aspergillaceae
Product: putative ubiquitin C-terminal hydrolase
Exons: 3
Coding region: 1-3231 (1076 amino acids)
Biological process (GO): protein deubiquitination
Cellular component (GO): cytoplasm
Molecular function (GO): cysteine-type deubiquitinase activity
Source: RefSeq, a predicted model, not a curated record